AUGAUCACGCGACAGCCCCCAGCAGCAGUCUCGCUCCUUACCUCUCUCCUCCGACCGUCGACCUCUGCGUCGAAAUCUAUAAGACCUCAAUCCUAUAUCUGCACACCAUGUCGACGACAAUUGCACCGCGGCCUCCCUGCUGAGGGUUACAUCCCAGCGCCCACACCCUUUGUGCCCGACGUGCCCACCUUCCUCAAACUCAUCGGGCGUGAACUCUCCAAACACGCCAGCAAAAUCGAGUCUUGGGAGGAACUCUUCACCCUGACAUCUAAUCAGAUGAAAACACGAGGCAUCGACCCUCCACGAACGCGGAGAUAUCUGCUGCGUUGGCGGGAGAAGUUCCGGCAAGGGGAAUUUGGCAUCGGAGGUGAUUUUCAAUAUGUGAAGGAUGGUGUUGCGGAGCUACGGGUCGUUGAAGUACCCAGUCUGAAAAAAGACCCCGUGACAGGAGACCCUGUAUCCGGGCCGGUCACCAUCGGGAGGAGUCCUGGGAUGCAGAAGCUGAUCGUCAAUGUGCCCAAUGGUUCUACCUCGUAUCAGUUGCUCCCUGGCCAGACGACGGCGGACCUAAAGAAACCGAACGGCUUCACGUUGAAGAAUGGAUACAUUAUCAAGGGCAAGCAGGCACAUCCCAUUGCAGGCACGCAUGGAAGUGGUGUCACAGUCAAGGCCGUUGAAGGGUUGUGGGAGCAUAAGCGAGGAAGGAAAGUCUAUGGCGGUGAGAGGAGGCGGGCGGAGACGUUGCAUAAGAUGAGAGUGGAGGAAAACAAGAAGAACGCAAGAUAA
Messenger RNA from Fonsecaea multimorphosa CBS 102226, 786 nucleotides. RefSeq lists its product as uncharacterized. The coding region runs from base 1 to 786 and encodes 261 amino acids. The transcript has a single exon. Lineage: Eukaryota; Fungi; Ascomycota; Eurotiomycetes; Chaetothyriales; Herpotrichiellaceae. The record is from RefSeq and is a predicted model, not a curated record. Gene Ontology annotation, cellular component: mitochondrion.